Messenger RNA from Rosa chinensis, 1035 nucleotides. RefSeq names its product disease resistance protein RPP2B. The transcript has 2 exons. The record is from RefSeq and is a predicted model, not a curated record. The annotation marks the transcript as partial. Lineage: Eukaryota; Viridiplantae; Streptophyta; Magnoliopsida; Rosales; Rosaceae.
CCUGAGAACUUGGGUAAUUUAGAAUCUUUGAUAUGCCUUGAAGUAGAAGGAAGCGGUAUAAGAGAACUCCCAGUUUCUGUCUUAUGCUUGAAAAGGCUGAAAACAUUAUCAUGUGAUGGAUGCAGAGAAAUGACGAUGCCCUUUUCAUCAUGGUCAUCAUCAAUUGAAGAAUAUUGUAGUUACUCUGGUCUGCUACAUCUUGAUUUAAGUGACAGUAAUCUUUGGGAAUUAUCGGAUGGUAUUGCUCAAUUGUCCUCAUUGAAAACCUUAGAGCUGCGCGGAACCAACUUGGAGAGCUUACCUGCAACGAUGAAUCAACUGCGCUGUUUGACGCGUCUUGAAUUGGAAGCUUGCAAGAGGCUGAAAUCAGUACCAGAGCUUCCAUCAACUAUAAAUUAGAUAGAUGCUCAUGACUGCAGCGCAUUGGAAACCGUUGCAAAACCAAAUACUCGUUGCUCUAUGAAUCUUUGCUUCACAUUUUCUAAUUGCCUCCAGCUGGUACAAACGAAUCUAUUCAGAGAUAUUGUGGAAACUCAUUCUCAUUACCAGGGUAAUUAUCAACGUCCACUUUCCUUUAAUAUGUCUCUUCCCGGAAGUGAAAUUCCUGAUUGGUUCAAUUAUCAAUGUAGGGGAUCCUCACUAACUGUACAGCUACCCCCAAAUUGGUUCGAUGAUAAGUUUUUGGGGUUCGCUAUAUGUGCUGUUAGCGACUUCAAGGGUUCUCAGAAUUAUGCAUCUGAUCUAUCCGCUCUAUGUCAUUGUGGCUUAAAAGGAAAUCAUGGUGAGAGCAGUUUCAGUUUUACUUUGCUUGAUUGGGGUUUCACUACUGACAGAAUCCUCGAGGCGGAUCAUAUGUUCCUGGCAUAUUUGCCAUGGUCUGAAUAUCGCUUCACUGAAGAGGGAAAGCUGGUCAAUGAACAGUAUUUCACUGAGGCCACAUUUGAGAUUGUAGUAGAAAAUAGAGUUGAUAGACAUGUUUUCGGGACAGUAAUGAACCGCCAUUGCAUCACUAGUUGUCUAGUUGUGGAGUUUGUU